UUCUCUAGUCCUCAUUCCAGCACAGGAUCUCAGCAAUUUUCCCCUCUCCCCUUACCCACUCCAGCGCUCAGUCCUUUCUUCUCCCUCAUUUACAACUUCUUUCAAAACGAGAACGUUUUCUAGAGGAAAGGGCUUUGCCAAACAGAAAGGACAUAAAACAAAAGCCACAGCAACCCGACUUCCAGCACGGCAUUAUCGCCAGCCCCCUUUGCAUGGUGAAGCGAUUACGGUAGCAACAUUUUUAUGAUUCAGGAAAAGCAUCUGGGGGAUUCAUCAGUUCUGAGGCUUUGUCUUUCCUGGGUUAACUGAUGGUCCCGAGCCUCAGUUUGACCUGACCAUGAUGCCCAGGACUGGCACUUUUUGUUUUUUCUCAGCAAACUGUACAAACCCAAAUCUCUUUUUGAUUUUCAAGGAAAUUAGAUUCCUGCCAGAUUUUGAAUCUGGACAAUAGAUAGAUAGAUACUUUGUCCUAGCUUCUUACUGGAAUUAUUUCUGGAAUAUUUUCCACAAGCAUCACAAGAACAGGAAUGAACCGGCAGCUAGUGAACAUUUUGACAGCCUUGUUUGCAUUUUUCUUAGAGACAAACCACUUCAGGACGGCUUUGUGCAAGGACCAUGACUCCAGGUCUGGAAAACAACCUUCGCAGACCCUGUCUCCUUCAGAUUUCUUGGACAAAUUAAUGGGACGGACAUCAGGAUACGAUGCGAGAAUCAGGCCAAAUUUUAAAGGUCCUCCAGUAAACGUUACUUGCAAUAUUUUUAUCAACAGUUUUGGAUCGGUCACAGAAACCACCAUGGACUACCGAGUGAACAUUUUUUUGAGACAACAGUGGAAUGAUUCGCGACUGGCAUACAGUGAGUACCCUGAUGAUUCCCUGGACUUGGACCCAUCUAUGCUGGACUCCAUUUGGAAACCAGACUUGUUCUUUGCCAACGAGAAGGGUGCCAACUUCCACGAUGUCACCACCGACAACAAAUUGCUGCGGAUUUCCAAAAAUGGCAAAGUGCUCUACAGUAUCAGACUCACCCUAACCUUAUCCUGCCCCAUGGACUUGAAGAACUUUCCAAUGGAUGUCCAGACCUGUACCAUGCAGCUGGAGAGUUUUGGGUACACGAUGAAUGACCUGAUAUUUGAGUGGUUGAGUGAUGGUCCAGUGCAAGUUGCUGAAGGAUUGACCCUGCCCCAGUUUAUUUUGAAAGAAGAGAAGGAACUCGGCUACUGCACAAAGCACUACAACACUGGAAAGUUUACCUGCAUCGAAGUCAAGUUUCACCUGGAACGCCAGAUGGGAUAUUAUUUGAUCCAGAUGUACAUCCCCAGUCUAUUGAUAGUCAUUUUGUCCUGGGUCUCCUUUUGGAUAAACAUGGAUGCAGCCCCGGCCCGGGUCGCACUGGGAAUCACCACAGUUUUAACAAUGACCACCCAGAGUUCGGGUUCCAGAGCAUCCCUGCCAAAGGUCUCCUAUGUCAAAGCGAUUGAUAUCUGGAUGGCAGUGUGCCUUCUGUUUGUGUUUGCCGCCUUACUGGAAUAUGCAGCUGUGAACUUUGUUUCCAGGCAACACAAGGAGUUCCUUAGGCUCCGGAGAAGACAGAAGAGGCAGAAUAAGGAAGAAGACGUGACUUGUGAAAGUCGUUUUAAUUUCAGCAGUUAUGGGAUGGGUCACUGCCUCCAAGUGAAAGAUGGAACAGCUGUCAAGACCACACCCAUCAACCCGCUCCCACAACCCCCAAAAGAUGCAGAUGCCAUCAAGAAGAAGUUUGUGGACCGGGCAAAAAGAAUUAAUACGAUAUCGCGAGGUGCCUUCCCAUUGGCCUUCCUCAUCUUCAACAUCUUUUACUGGAUCACAUACAAGAUCAUUCGCCAUGAAGAUGUCCACAAGAAAUAGAUAUGCCCUACAGACCCUGGGACCUUCUUGCCCAAGUGUUGUGCUUGUAAAUACAUGGUGAAAAUGUCUUUAUACCACUUUGACAGAAGAGAAGACAGGGGAAGGAGUGGUGAGGGAGGGAGGAUCAUGGGGGUGGGUUUCCUGGCACCUACAUGAAGAAAGAGAAAUUAUCUGGGCCUUGAAGGAAAAUGUUUGCAAAAAAUAAGGUGUUGCAGAAUCAUAUGAGCAUAAUUCCCUUCCAUAGUCCUUAGCAUUGUUCUUUCAGAUAGGUGAUGCAUCAAUCAGACAUGAUACGUGGGGUCAAGUUCUUGAGGGCUUUUUGCCUUUUGGUUUGCUUUAGUCUGAUUUUGACUAUUUCCGGUACUGAAAAGUUAGCUUAAGAAAGCCACAAAAUGAAAAUGCUUACCAUCUGACCAUAGUGACUAGCCUAUAGUGAGUCGAGGACCAAACUUCUUCAGGAAAAUGCUGCCUCGUUUUUAAAACAAGCCUCCUGAGCCACAUCCUUUACAAUGUCUCUAAUUAGUGUUUCACCCAAAAAAUCCUUUUGUGGGUCGUAAAUUAUUUCUACUUAUCCAGAAAGCAACAAUAAAAAACAAACACCAAUCACAAAGAAUAGAUUUCUACUUGACUGUCUCUGUAGGUGUGCAUUUUAAUAUUAUUUUUCUUUCCCAGAAGCAAUUUUGGAGUUUAAAUUGUGUAUGUGUAAUCCAAUUGAUAGUAUACCCUCUUAAAAAUAAAUGCCCAUUUUAUUUCUGAUCCAAGUUAGCACACUCUUUCUUCCUUUCUUUCUUUUUUGGCUAUAUUUGUGUGCAACUUUAAGUGCCCAGUGUGACUUAGCUGUUGCAUCCCCUCAGUCACAGUAUUUGUACAGACAGUGUGCCCUGAACAGUGUAGCUUCUAUUAGCUUGAACUUCCCAUUUCUGCUCAUUAUAGGUAUAAUCACUACUCCUAAUGUCAAAAGACCCCUGAUUUCUACUGUUAAUCCAAAUGUCUAUUGUUUUAAAUAUCCUUGGCUAACUUAAAGAAUUUUGAAAUUGUACUGUGAUUUGCAUAACCCAUUGCCUUUUUGGUACCAGAGCUACGUGGUUUGAAUCCUGGCUACGUGUUUUAAGUAAGAAAAAAAAAAAGACGUAUUUUUGCUUACUCAGAUAAAAAGACAACCUGUAAAAAUAUAAUGAAAAAAAUUAAAUUUUACAUGUGCUGUACAAGGGGUUAUUUUAAAAAGUAUUUGUUCAAUUUCAAUAAAGCUAAAUG
Messenger RNA from Choloepus didactylus (southern two-toed sloth), 3140 nucleotides. It is a transcript of the gene GLRA2, whose product is annotated as glycine receptor alpha 2. The coding region runs from base 528 to 1886 and encodes 452 amino acids. Gene Ontology annotation, cellular component: plasma membrane; neuron projection; synapse. Lineage: Eukaryota; Metazoa; Chordata; Mammalia; Pilosa; Megalonychidae. Gene Ontology annotation, molecular function: transmembrane signaling receptor activity; glycine binding; transmitter-gated monoatomic ion channel activity. The transcript is spliced from 9 exons. Gene Ontology annotation, biological process: regulation of membrane potential; chemical synaptic transmission; nervous system process. The record is from RefSeq and is a predicted model, not a curated record.